This is a messenger RNA of Zonotrichia albicollis (white-throated sparrow), 2930 nucleotides long. NCBI's taxonomy places the organism in Eukaryota, Metazoa, Chordata, Aves, Passeriformes, Passerellidae. The record is from RefSeq and is a predicted model, not a curated record.
AUGGGGAAAGAAUGGAGUAGAAGCACGGACCUGACCAGCACAGUUGGCUACGACAGCAUCAUUCAGCACCUGAACGAUGGCAGGAAGAACUGCAAGGAGUUUGAAGACUUUCUGAAGGAAAGAGCAAUUAUAGAAGAAAAAUAUGGCAAGGAGCUCAUUAACUUGUCGAAGAAGAAGCCCUGUGGGCAGACAGAGCUGAACACGCUGAAGAGAUCCCUUGAUGUUUUCAAGCAACAGAUAGACAAUGUGGGACAAGGUCACAUCCAGCUGGCCCAAACCCUUCGGGAGGAGGCAAAGAAGAUGGAGGAUUUCAGGGAAAAGCAAAAGCUGCAUCGGAAAAAGAUAGAGCUGAUAAUGGAGGCCAUUCACAAAAACAGGAAUCUUCAGUACAAGAAGACCAUGGAGGCCAAGCGUCUGUACGAGCAGCGCUGCCGCGACAAGGAUGAGGCAGAGCAGGCCGUGCACCGCAACGCCAACCUGGUCACGCAGAAGCAGCAGGAGAAGCUGUUCCUGAAGCUGGCUCAGACGAAAUCAGCACUGGAGGACACUGACAGGAGUUACCAGCAGAGUGUGACCACAAUGGAGAAGAUCCGGGACGAAUGGCAGAACGAGCACAUCAAAGCUUGUGAGUUCUUUGAGACUCAGGAGUGCGAGCGGAUCAACUAUUUCCGUAAUGCCCUCUGGCUCCACGUCAACCAGCUCUCCCUGGGCUGUGUUCAGAAUGAUGAGAAAUACGAGGAAAUCCGCAGGAGUUUAGAAAUGUGCAGCAUUGAGAAGGAUGUUGAUUUUUUUGUAAAUUUACGCAAAACUGGAAGUUUGGCUCCAGCUCCUGUUGUUUAUGAAAACUACUAUAAUGCCCAGAGAAAUGUGACUCCUGCAAGAAGUCCAGCUCCUGUGCCUAUAUCAAGGAGGGGACCUCUGCCCACCCCGACCAGUGCACCAGGGGAGCCUGAUUAUGCCACAGUUGAUGGCUACAGCUUGGUACAUUUCUAACAGUCACAGUUUUCCAGAAGGCAGAAGACACUGUUGGUCUGACCAGCAUGGCAGAGAUGGUGUUUUCAGUUAUUCCCAGACACCCAGAGCUGAAGUGAAUCUGCUUUUCAAGAGAAUAUUUGAGGACUAUGAUAAUUAUUUGUACAUUCAGAAAGCGCUUACUAAAAACCUGUGCCUCUGAUCAGCAAACUCCUUGGAUGGAUCUUCACACUCAGAGGAGGAAAAGGACCAGACACAGGGGUGACCUGUGUCAGAAGAAGGUUUUGAUUUGAAGUUAUUCUGAAGUGUAGCCAUCUAGAAAGUCUGGGGCCUCCCACUCUUUGUAUAACUAAGAAGUUGUAUGUGCAAGGAGGAGUGCUGCAUGAUGCUUUGGGCACACUGGCUUGUGUCCAGGGUAUGUGCAUCCCUCCCAGAUCUCAGGUUUUGCCUGUUCCUAAAGGCUCUUGCCUGUACCUAAAGUCUUUCAUUAGUGGGGAUUAAACUGUAGGUGAAAUUUAGGUAAAAAUUUUAGGUCAUUUAGGUGAAAUUUUACUCAUAUCUCUCAGAAAUCUUACUUAGAGGGGCACCAGCAGUUGCACCAUGUGUCUGUCUUAGCUGUAGCUGUGCUCCAGGCUUAAGUGGAAGCUGCUUUGCAUCUACCCAGGGAGGGGCUGUGUCACAUCCAGCCUGCUGGGAAGUCCCAGGAAGGUUCUAAGGAAUUUAUUCAACUCUUCCAGCCACCUCUCUGAUGAGGGUCUUGUGGGCUUUUAGGUUUAUCAGGUUGCCCCUGGUAAGCUCUGGAGACCAGGCUGGAUGGGGCUUGGAGCCACCUGGUCUAGUGGAAAGUGUUCCUGCCCGUAGCAGGGAGUUGGAACUGAUGCCUUUUUGGGACUACCUAAAAACAGAGUCCAGACGAAACUAAAGGAAUAAAAAGUUAUAUUUAUUGAAGGGCCUUCAGGUACAUUUUGGGCAGACAAAGCCCCCCAAUAUAUGGACAAUGGGUCAUGGGUUUUCACAUUUUUGUAAGUUUGGUCCAUUUGCAUGUUGGGGGUUAAUCUUCCAAUUGCAGCUUCAGGUAAUGAAGUCAUUUAUCCCAAGUUUUGCUGCCCUUCAACUCACUUUUGUUUAUGUUUCUCAGGGCCUGAGACAGUAAGGAGUCCUUGAUUCCCAGGCCUAGAGAGGAAUUGUUUUGUCUGACCAAAAUAGGAAAGCAGUAGCUAACACUCCAUAUGGAGUUUAGGGUUAUACACUAAAGAAUUCCAGGAUUACAAAUAUUUGAAAAAUAUGAAAGGUAAAAUCCUAAAGGCAUCAGAACUAGGUGGUCUUUAAGGUCCCUUCCAACCCAAACCAUCCUGGGAUUCUCUGACUGUAUGAUUUAAUUAACUUCUGUGAUUCUCUAACCUCUUGUUCUUACUAUGCACCACUGGAAACAAACCUAUCUACUGCUGGAGCCAUGAAACCUGUUUUUCUGACCACUUCUCCUGAAAGUUCCUGCCCUUGUUGUUGCCACAGAUAUAGAUAUGAUUAUGGCUUUGAUUCAGAAGCUCUUGUGCCUCGGGGCUGCUGGUCUCUCUGAUGUCCCUGUGUGCAGUGCUGCUCCUCUGCUCCUCGCUGCCUUAUUUCACUGGACACAGGGACACAGGACAUGGGGAUAAACACACAGUUUACCUGGCUAAACCUGGUGCCAGGCCACUAACCUGGAGCAACGGGAUUUGCUGUUUUUAUGAUGUUUUUCAAGUUUAAUCUGCAUGGCUUCAGCAUGUGCCUCAGCCCACCAGUCCUUGGGGUUUUCACUGGAUUUAUUUGUGUGGGGAGGAUGACAAUGAGCUCCAACAUCUGCCCUGCUGCCUCACUGUGAGCUGUGCAGAGUGCACAUGGCAAGGAACCAGCUAUCCUAUUUAUUUCUGAAAGACCAAGGAUACAAAUACUCUUCUGAAGGAGCCUGCUGUAGUCUUAGU